AUGGGCUCGUGGUUCAAUUGGUUCAAAGGUCCCGAAGAAGAGGCUGCUCCAACACGAGAGGGUCGACAGAAGUGCUGGGAUGCGAGAGACGAGUACUUUGCAUGCCUAGACAAAGCUAAAGUGAUAAAAGCAGGCGAUGAGGGGAGUGCAUGUUCGAAGGAGAAGAAGAGAUACGAAGGGAGUUGCGCGAAGAGCUGGAUUGAGUAUUUCAACCAGCGGCGCGUGAUAGCGGAAGCCCAAAAGGACAGACUUGCUCGCGCCAACGAACAGGCACAAGCUGCCAAAAAGUAA
Psilocybe cubensis is the source of this 291-nucleotide messenger RNA. RefSeq lists its product as uncharacterized. The coding region runs from base 1 to 291 and encodes 96 amino acids. Lineage: Eukaryota; Fungi; Basidiomycota; Agaricomycetes; Agaricales; Agrocybaceae. The transcript is spliced from 2 exons. The record is from RefSeq and is a predicted model, not a curated record. Gene Ontology annotation, cellular component: mitochondrion; respiratory chain complex IV.